This is a messenger RNA of Hyaena hyaena (striped hyena), 1848 nucleotides long. RefSeq names its product thymocyte expressed, positive selection associated 1 (gene TESPA1). The record is from RefSeq and is a predicted model, not a curated record. The transcript is spliced from 9 exons. Lineage: Eukaryota; Metazoa; Chordata; Mammalia; Carnivora; Hyaenidae. Gene Ontology annotation, molecular function: signaling receptor binding.
UCCCCUUUCUGAGCUAGCAACAGCAGUUUCAUGAAGACAGAGAGAAAGGUACAACAUGCAAUAUGAUACUUUGUCACUGGCCUCACUCAGAUCCCGAUACCUGGGAAGGGCUUGGCCGGGCUUUGACAACCGCUUUGCUUCGCACUCUGCUCCCUACCAGCAGACAGAUCUCAGAAGAACAGCACUGCGCCACAGAAGGUCCUGAAGUCUGAGCCAGGGCCAUGGAGGGCUCGGUGCUGAGCCCCACAUCCUGGGAGAAGCGGAGGGCCUGGCUCCGGCAGAGCCGCCACUGGCAGACCCAGGUCUUGGAAGAGGAGGCUGCCGCUGCCCUGCAAGAUGCCUCAGAUCCUGAGCCUUCCAGCCUGGAUGACGUUUUCCAGGAAGGGAAUCCGAUCAGUAAGAUUGAAGACUGGCUGCAGGACUGUGGAUACUCUGAAGAAGGGUUUUUUGAGGAAAUAGGACAGUCAGGCUACAAUGGGUGCCUCAGCCAUGGAACCAGCUUUGAAGAUGAUUUGACCCUCGGAGCAGAGGCCACACUACUGGCCGCCAAUAGCAAAGUCUUCUCCAGGAGUUUCCUGGAGGCAGCCCGGCCCUGCCAGCUGCUGGAUCUCGGCUGCAGUUUGGCUUCCAGUAGCAUGACUGGUGGGACGAACAAGACUAGUUCAAGCAUCUCUGAGAUUCUGGACAAGGUGCAAGAAGAUGCAGAAGAUGUUCUCUUCAGUCUGGGCUUUGGCCAAGAGGACCACAAAGACACUUCUCGGAUUCCUGCCCGAUUUUUCACUACCCCUUCUCAGGCCAAAGGCAUUGAUUUCCAACUCUUCCUGAAGGCCCAGGUGCGGAGGAUUGAGAUGGAGGACCCUUGCCUCAUGCUGGCCAGCAGGUUUAAGCAGGUGCAAACACUGGCCGUCACUGCUGAUGCCUUCUUCUGUCUCUACUCCUAUGUGUCUAAGACACCGGUCCAAAAGUUCACACCAUCCAACAUGUUCUGGAGCUGCAACCCAACUGAUGUGCCGUCUAUCAAGAUUCUGGCUCCAGAACCUGAACCUCACUCACCCAGAGAGCGCCUCCGGAAAGCCAUCUCCAAGAUGUGCCUGUAUACAUGCCCCCGAGAUCGGCUGUCACCACCCCAUAAUAUCACCAAAAGGAACAGUUUGGACCGAGUGGUAUGGGAAGUGAUGGACAGAGUGAGAGGAGAUAAGCUGGUCUUCCAGCAAGACCUUGGGUUUGGGCCAAGCUCAGAGUAAGAUCCUGUUCCCUCAACCAGGGAUACACAGCUGCCCAAUUCUUCUGGUUCAUGUGCUCUUUGCCCUGAAGAGGAAACCCAGCAGGGCAUACUCACAAUGCAAGCACCAUCACAAACUCUGGAUUCUAACCCAGAGGCAACCUGUUGCACACAUUCUCUGCCCAAAGCAGAUCUACAGUGGAGCACAGACCCUGCACACGUUAAGAGAGAGCUGUGGGGUCUACAGGCCACCAAUAAGGAAAUCCAUUCAGCCAAGGAUGAGACUUUCUGGAAAAGAAAGAGCAGAGCAAGAAAGAGCCUGUUUCAGAAGAAUCCCAUGAGCAGAAUGGUUAAGUCUUUGGACCUGUCCAUCAUCCAGCAGAGCCAAGAGUGCCCAACACUGCACCCAUCUCUAACUCAGCAGCUGCAGGACACUUGUGACUUGGAGGACAUGAGAGGGUUGGGGGCAAGAGAGAGCCUGGUAGAGAAAGAUUUUGUAUUCUUGCCAUUGGGUAAAGGGAAUCCAGGCUCCCUAUCCUCAUCAGAUAUCCCAAUUCUUGAAUUGCAUUCAGAAACUUUUGGGGGCAGGUUAAUAGAGGGUUAAUAGGUCUGAUUUCUUAGGAGCA